AUGGGUGGGGUGACGCCCCCAGUGUCCCCAGGUGGCCAAGGAGGUUUUUGCAUGCUGUGCGUUAUGCAGAACCACACGAUCCAGGCUUUUGCCAACAGCGGCAACGCGAUAAAGCCAGUGUCCUUCAUCCGAGACCUCAAGAAGAUUGCCAGGCACAUCCACUUUGGCAGGCAGGAGGAUGCGCACGAGUUCCUGCGUUACACCAUCGACGCCAUGCAGAAGGCCUGCCUGAAUGGCUGUACCAAGCUGGAUCGCCAGACCCAGGCCACGACGCUGGUUCACCAGAUCUUUGGCGGUUACCUGCGCUCUCGUGUGAAGUGCUCAGUGUGCAAGACAGUCUCGGACACCUAUGACCCUUUCCUGGACCUGGCACUGGAGAUCAGGCACGCAGCCAACAUCGUGCGGGCGCUGGAGCUGUUUGUGAGGCCAGACGUGCUGGGUGGGGAGAACGCCUACAUGUGUGCUAAAUGCAAGAAGAAAGUGACAGCCAGCAAACGCUUCACCAUCCACCGAGCCUCCAAUGUUCUCACGCUCUCACUGAAACGCUUUGCUGACUUUGGUGGAGGCAAAAUCACCAAGGAUGUGGGGUACCCUGAGCUGUUGAACGUCCGCCCGUACAUGUCUCAGAACAAUGGGGACGCCGUGAUGUAUGGGCUCUAUGCAGUGCUGGUGCACUCGGGUUACAGUUGCCACGCGGGGCACUACUACUGCUACGUGAAGGCCAGCAACGGGCAGUGGUAUCAGAUGAAUGAUGACCUGGUCCGCUGCAGCAACAUCAAAGUGGUCCUCAACCAGCAGGCCUACCUGCUGUUUUACCUGAGGAUCCCCAGGCUCAGGAAGGGGUCUGUUGCCAAAGCUGCCUCCACCCUUCCCAGCCGCAUCAGCAGCAGCUCCGAUCAGGCCAAGAAACCUGUGACCAGCAGGCCCCUGUCAUCACCACUGAUGGGCCGGAGACCAGACAUGCUGCCAGGGAAGAAGGUGCUGGGACCAGAGGAGAUUGGGGUCCCUGUGGCCCGCAACACAUUUGGGACUGUGCCAAAGCUGCCGAAUGGAACCGCUUCACCAAAGCUGCCCACUGGGUCCCCGUCGCCCAAACUGCCCCUGAAAGCCGCCCACACGGCCACAGCGCUGCCCAGUGACACAGCCCAGAGGCCCAAGAAGCCAUUCUCCCUCCCACAGCUGCCUCCCUCACCCAGGGCAGUUCAGGGCUCCUGUGACUCCUCUAAUGCCAGUGGUAGCAGAGCAGAGCUGCCCCGGCAGAGCUCCUGGGAGAGCAAACAGCCACCUACCUCAGCCAAGCUGCUUCUGGAGCCCAGCCCGGAGCCUGGGGAUGGUGGGGAGAACACCGAGACCCUGGAGAGGGACUCCUGCAGCAGCAGUGUUGCCAGCCCAGCACAUGGCUCAGUGGGGAAACUGGCCAAAGCACCCCAGAAGGGCAGCACCUCUCAGGAAACAGACUGUGGCACAGACCUGCCUGCUGGCCCCGGCACCCAGCCUGCUGCCCCCGAGGACACCAAGGCAGCAAGGUUGAAAUGCUCCCUGUUGGGCAGUGCUGCUCUGGAGCUGAGCAGCACCAUGUCACCACCACCGGCCAAGAAGCUGGCGCUCUCUGCCAAAAAGGGCAGCACCCCACGGGAGGCGAGCAGAAGUGACCACCAUGCACAACCUCACCCAAAAUUUGCUGAGCACACCUCCCCCACGAAAACCACCCACCCCAACUCCUGGCCUUUCAUUAAGUCGAGGGAGAAGGGGCCCAGCCAGGUCACUCCGGGUUCCUCCAAAAAGAAGCGGCGAAGGCAUCGUCAUGGAGCAGACAGCAACCAUCAUGCUCUGGCUGUGAAGGAUAAGGAUGAAGUCUCCAGUCCCCCCAAGAAGAAGAAGAAGAAGAAUCUCUCUCAGGAGGGCUCAGUAUCCCUUGUGGGGAAGGAGGUGGCAGGCAAAGCUCCCAGCGGUGGCCAGGAGGAGCCGGGCUGUCAGGAUCUGGAGAGCAGGCCCAAGCAGCAAGUGUCAGACCCCAGUACUUGGUCUGACACAGCAUCCAUCUCCCCCCUCAAGAAGAAGAAGAAAAAGAGGAGAAUGGAGGAGACGGCAGAGCGCAGCUCUGGGACGCUGUCCUUGGGCAGCUCUAGGAGGACUGAGAUGGAGCCCUGGAGGCCAAAGGAGCAGCGGAGCUUGGAGGCUGGGGCUGGAGACAGCGAGCACCGCAAGCGCAAGCAGAGGGAAAACCCCAGCAGCCCAGCCUGGGAGCAUCCUGCUGCCAACAGCGUCCACAGUGCAGGUGGCACCCCAGCAACAGCGUAUGCCUGGGACAAGUGGGCUGGAGAUGGGUACAGGCACUGCCUGGCUGCCCCUGGCUAUGGGGCUUUCACAACUCCCAGAAACCAGAAGGAGCCCAACGUGGUAGAGGAGCUGCUCAGGAACUCCUUGGACAAGGCUUAUGGCAAACAAGUGCUGACCUGGGAGGGAGAGAUCUCAGCUGUCAGUCAGGAUGCCGAGCGGGACGCAGCCUGGGCCCGCAGCGAGACCAUCAUCGAUGAGUGGGACAAGGAGUUUGACAGAGGGAAGGUAAAGAAGAUUAAAAAACUGAAGCAGGAGCGGAGGAGACACUUCAAUCCCUUCCAGCAGCUCCAGAGCAAGCGCAACUUCUGGUCAGUGACACAUCCUGCCAAAGUGGUCAGCCUGGGCCACCGGCUCUGA
Messenger RNA from Chaetura pelagica (chimney swift), 2697 nucleotides. RefSeq names its product ubiquitin specific peptidase 36 (gene USP36). The transcript has 17 exons. Gene Ontology annotation, cellular component: cytosol; nucleus. NCBI's taxonomy places the organism in Eukaryota, Metazoa, Chordata, Aves, Apodiformes, Apodidae. Bases 1 to 2697 code for a protein of 898 amino acids. Gene Ontology annotation, biological process: regulation of apoptotic process; protein deubiquitination. The record is from RefSeq and is a predicted model, not a curated record. Gene Ontology annotation, molecular function: cysteine-type deubiquitinase activity; cysteine-type endopeptidase activity.